AGGUAAUUUCUUGGAAAGUACUUUUGCACGUUGCUGCUGCAGCAUAGAUAGUAGAGGCUAGAGGAAGAUCUGAUGGUUGCAGUGAACUGAAAAGUGAUGUCUUCCAGAGCUCAAAUCAAGUUGAAUUCUGCCAAUAAUGGUGUGGGGAGAAGGGAUGGCCAAUGGCCACAGUGCCAGUAGAUCUACAGCUACAGUAACGUCUGGGUCUGGGACAGAUGCUCACCAAUGGAGCCAGUGGAGCUCUCUUUGGCUAUGCUGCUAAGAUCACUAAUGUGUACCUUCCUCAAGUGAUACGCAGUCAGAUGGUUUUCCAGGUCUUCACCAUGCUGAAGGUCUUCCUUGCCGCCACAGUGGGGGUGUCCUGGGAUGGUGUUCACUCAGGUUGGGAGUGGGAACAAGGGAGCAUUGUACACUCUACUGGGCUGCUUCAGCGGGGCCCUGAUAUAUGGAGUGCUGGAGCCAACAUUGAGAAAGUGGUUCACUAAACUGGUGGAACAGAAGCAGACCGUUUGGGUUGAUGAAAUGGCUGGAGUAUCCUACCUCGCAGCUGCCCUUCCCUUUGCCGUCGCUCUGGUUGGUGGACUGGUACUCACUGAGCUGUACGUACCCCCAAACAAACUGGCUUUGCCAGCGGUGUCUCAUCCAGUUAUUGGAGGUCUGAUAAUGGGCUCUCUGCAACUACUUAUUGGCUUUACAGUGGAGGACAGCCUUGGGGGGAGUAGCUCUUACUGCACCAUUCUCUCCAGAUUAGGUCUCUCUUCUCUCAUCCCUUACUUUGAGAACUUCCGCACUGGUUUUGCCAACUGGUGGCAGGUGAUCUACUGGCUUGGUGCUGUGAGUGCAGCUGCCCUGACCUCCUACGCCACUGGGACGUGGGCACGAGGGGACCCCAUCACUCCGGGUAUGGGCCUCAUUGGUGGGUUCAUGAUGGUGUUUGGAGCACGACUAGCCUCUGGAUGUACAAGUGGUCACGGUCUGUCUGGAAUGGCACUGCUGUCCUUCUCCUCUUUUGUUGCGGUGGCCGCCAUGUUUGCUGGAGGGAUUGGUCUGGAGAAUGCUGUUAGACUCUUGCAUAGCUAGAAUAAACUCAUGUCAUGUCCUGAAAACUGUCCUGUGAUCCCCAAUACCCAUUUUAUUUAUUUGUAUUCUGCUGUUGUAUCCAUGCAAUUCAGUGUGACUGUAAUUGAACAAUUCACAACAGUUUUUGUUCUG
This is a messenger RNA of Halichondria panicea, 1212 nucleotides long. RefSeq lists its product as uncharacterized. Gene Ontology annotation, cellular component: plasma membrane. The transcript is spliced from 9 exons. The record is from RefSeq and is a predicted model, not a curated record. Lineage: Eukaryota; Metazoa; Porifera; Demospongiae; Suberitida; Halichondriidae. Bases 367 to 1080 code for a protein of 237 amino acids.